GGAGGUGGAAGAGGGAGAAAGCACAAAGGAAAGCAGUGUGCAUAAAUUUAAAGUUUUAAGUGAAAAUGUCCGCGUUUAGCCCAACGCGUGGUUCAGCUUUUUCCUCUUACAACCAAAUAGAAAUGGGGAUUCUGCACAAACUCAUUGCAACUUCCCUCGUCAUUACUGUCGGCUACGGGGUAAUUGUACUAUUGCUAUGUUUCCCCGUCCCACAACGACUAAUGAUCUAUCUUCACUGGGUCAAACUUCCUAAUGGUACAAACCUAAAAGUACCUGAGCUUUACGGCUUUGCUCACAACAAGGUUCGAAAUAUACAUAUUACGUCGGCCGAUAACGUUACUCUAGGAGCAUGGCAUAUCCUUCCAACAUCAUACUAUCAGCGGCAUAAUCUCCGAGACGACCCAAAUUUGCCUAGCGACACAGUCUACGACGCCGCGUUGUCGGAUCCUAGUUACGACACUGUCUUGUAUCUCCAUGGCAAUGCCUUGCAUCGUGCCGCACCGUGGCGUACAGAUCUGUACAAGCGUUUAGGAGAUAAGUUUGACCGAUUAAAUAUUAUCGCCAUAGACUAUCGCGGAUUCGGUGAUUCUGAGGGCAUUCCCUCCGAAGAAGGUUUGAGACUGGAUGCGCUUGCGACGGUGGACUGGCUAUUUCAAAGAAAUGUAUCCCACGAUCGCAUCUCGCUUAUUGGUCAUUCACUUGGUACUGGGGUUGCAACGACAUUGGCUUACGACAUGACAAAACGAGACCAACCACCUAAUGCGUUGAUACUCAAGGCCGCAUACAGUUCAUUGCCGAACCUCAUCUUUGAAUACAGAAUGCUCAAGUAUAUUGCCGUAUUGAGUCCAGUGCGUCUGGUACCUCCUGUACAAAAAUGGUUACUGAGUCAUUUGUUGCAUGUCUAUGACUCUGUGUCUCGCAUUGAGUAUCUGGAAUGUCCCAUUCUGCUUACAUAUGGCGCAUCGGACGUGGAGAUCCCAGGCCACAAUUCACAGUUACUGUUCCACCGGGCUGUAUACGGCCAAGGACAAAGGCUGGAAUUCGCCAAGGACUGGGUCGAUGCAGAUCCUUCGAUAAGCCGACGCAUCGUUCCUAACGAGGCGACGGUCUACAAAAAAGAUCAGGUUCAUCUGGUCAAGUUGCACCACGCGGACCACAAUAACGUGGGGUACUAUGACUACAUGUUUCAAGCCAUGGCUGAUAUCACUGGUUGGCACCAAGGCCUAUCAUGAAUUUGAAUUGGGAAACUCUCUCGAAUGAAUUAAAAAGGAAGCGGAGUACGCUUUGAUACGCUGGGUUUUCAAUAUAAACUUGGAAGGAGUAUCAUUGCACGCCUUCAAAAAUAUACGCGGCUAAACCAUUGUUGAUUAUGAAUAAAGAUGAUUGGGCUUGUUCUUGAAGGAAAUUCAACUGGCGUUUCCAAAUUACACUUGCUGUACGACAG
Molecule: messenger RNA, 1444 nt
Organism: Zychaea mexicana
Lineage: Eukaryota; Fungi; Mucoromycota; Mucoromycetes; Mucorales; Lichtheimiaceae
Product: Alpha/Beta hydrolase protein
Exons: 13
Coding region: 66-1232 (388 amino acids)
Source: RefSeq, a predicted model, not a curated record